Humulus lupulus (European hop) is the source of this 1491-nucleotide messenger RNA. Its product is annotated as zinc finger BED domain-containing protein RICESLEEPER 2-like. The transcript has 2 exons. Bases 1 to 1491 code for a protein of 496 amino acids. Gene Ontology annotation, molecular function: DNA binding. NCBI's taxonomy places the organism in Eukaryota, Viridiplantae, Streptophyta, Magnoliopsida, Rosales, Cannabaceae. The record is from RefSeq and is a predicted model, not a curated record.
AUGGAAAUUGAAGAUGAAAAUGUGGAUGAUUUGGUGAAAGAAUGGAUUAAAUAUGUAGAGACUGAAGAAGGGGCUGUUGAAAUUGAACGACCGCAAAAAAGGAAGAGGAAAGGGAAAAAAACAUCAACUAUUUGGGAACAUUUUACUAUGGUUAAGAAAAAAGUAAAAGGUAAAAAUAAUAAAGAGGAAAAAGAAGAGGAUAGAGCAGAGUGCAACUAUUGUGGAGCUGAUUAUGCAGUUGAUAGUAAGUAUUGUGGGACUAGUACAUUGUGGAGUCAUGUUGAGAAAAAGUGCAGGAAGUGUCCAUUUAGUGAUUGGGUAGAGCAGAAUAAGAAACAAACAAUGAUAACUCAAUUUACAAAGAAGACUCCUGAUUCUGAAGUUAACUCAAGUGGGACUACCACAAUGAAGUUUAGUCAGAGAAAAGUGAGAGAAUUGAUUAGCAAGUACUUCAUUAUUGAUGAGCUUCCCUUUAGGCAUAUUGAAGGGAAAGGGUUCCGCUUGCUUGUUACUCAUUUUUUUCCAAAAUUUGACUUUCCUUCAAGAUUUACAAUUGCUCGUGAUAUCUACCAAUUGUUUUUGGAGGAAAAGAAAAAAUUGAGAAAUGAAUUUUUCAAUCGUAGGUUGUCUUUAACUACUGAUUGUUGGACUUCCAUACAAAAUAUUAGUUACAUGUGCCUAGCUGCUCAUUGGAUUGAUGACAAUUGGAAGAUGCAAAAAAGGAUUAUUAGUUUCAUUCAGGUUCCUAGCCAUAAAGGUGACAUGGUUGCAAAAGAACUGAUCAGUUGCCUCAAUCAUUGGGGGAUUACUCAACUUUUCUCUAUCACUGUUGACAAUGCCUCUUCAAAUGAUGUAGCUUUGAGAAAAUUCAAGGAAUAUUUGUCUGAAAAACCAAAUGCUUUAGUUUUGGGUGGAGAGAUGUUUCAUAUGUGGUGUUGUGCACAUAUUCUGAACUUGGUUGUUAGUGAUGGUUUAAAAGAAAUGAGUUAUGCCAUUUCUAGCAUAAGGAAUGCAGUUAGGUAUGUGAGAUCUUCACCAGCUAGGUUGAAGAGGUUCAAAGAAGCAUGUAAAGAUGUAAAUGUUGAAUCGAAAGCUUUAUUAUGUUUAGAUGUGGUGACAAGGUGGAACUCCACCUACAUGAUGCUAGAGGCUGCAUUGAAGUUUAAGAAAGCUUUUAGGUAUUUGGAAAGGGAUGCAACUUACACAAAGUAUUUUGAAGAAGAAAGAUUCAGUGGGUCAUUGUAUGUCACAUCAAAUCUUUUCUUCCAAGAGAUUCUUGAAGUUCAAGUUGAGCUGAAUGAUAUGAAGAGUAGUACAGAUGAGUUGAUGAGUAAAAUGGCGGGGAGCAUGCAGUUGAAGUUUGACAAGUAUUGGGGCAAUGUUGAGAAGAUUAAUUUGUUGCAAUAUAUUGCCUCUAUUUUGGAUCCAAGAUUCAAAUUGGAUGUUGUUCAUAACGGUUUCAGGUAUCUCUAUGAUCCCAUUCUAGCUUAA